This is a messenger RNA of Arachis stenosperma, 5950 nucleotides long. RefSeq names its product DDT domain-containing protein PTM-like. The record is from RefSeq and is a predicted model, not a curated record. Bases 353 to 5344 code for a protein of 1663 amino acids. The transcript has 9 exons. Lineage: Eukaryota; Viridiplantae; Streptophyta; Magnoliopsida; Fabales; Fabaceae.
CCCUCUUCCUUCUCGUUCUCUAGGGUUAUCGUCUUCUUUCGCACCUUCUUCUUAUCUCUCCAAAAAAUCACACACACUCCAUAAAUUGUUCAAACUCACCUCACACUCUCUCUCAUUUUCCGUCUCACGAAUUUUCGUUUCUAACCGUUUUUUCCCCUUCCAUUUUCUCGAAUUUACCAUCGACUCUUCGAUAUAGUUUCAAGUUCCUCCUUCGAUUUGCGCUCAUUUCUUUUAGAUCCGAACAAUUCCUAGCUUUAAGAGCUCCGGUGGAUCAGAAUUAGAAGUUUCCGAAGGAAAUCGAAGUGUUAGGGUUCCGAUUUUUCUGAAAUUUUAGUUUCCGUUUGAAAGAGCGAUGGAGCCACCGGUUGUUAGAUCGAGAGGGAGGCCGCGGAAGCGUAGAAGAAAAGAGGAAGAAAUGGAAGCUCUGGAAGCAAAGAGGCAAGCCUUGGCAACCAGAUCGAUAGCGUUGGUUGGACGAUUCGUGCUGAAGGAGUUCCCGAAAAUCGGUGUUUUCCUCGGUAAAGUUGUGUACUACGAGUGUGGCUUGUAUAGAGUUAGUUAUGAGGACGGUGAUUUCGAGGAUUUGGAUAGUGGUGAGGUUCGUGCUGUUCUACUAAAUGACAGUGAUUUUGAUGAUGAUUUGACUAAGAGGAAGGGUAAAUUGGAGCAAUUAGUGUUGAAGAAUAGUGUAAAGGUUCAAGCUAAGUCGGUGAAGGCUUCUGAUGAGAUGAAUAAAGAUGAAUCCAAGGUUGAUGGACCUGUUUCGGGAGAACUUAACGGUGAAAACGGUGAGGAACAAGCUGAAGGUGGCGAUGAUUUGUUGAGUGAUGAUUAUUCUGAUUCAGAUGCUGAGGCAGUUCCUGCGGUGCCACCGCGGCCGCCUUUGUUGCAGUUGCCACCAUCGUCAGGGACUAUUGGUGUGCCGGAGCAGUGUGUUUCGCACCUGUUUGCUGUUUAUGGUUUCUUGAGAUCAUUCAGCACUAGGUUGUUCCUGGCACCGUUUACUUUAGAUGAUUUUGUUGGUUGUCUUAAUUGCCGAGUUGCUAACAGCUUGAUUGAUUCUAUUCACGUCUCCCUAUUGCGGGUAUUGAGGCAUCAUCUUGAAUCCGUUUCAUCUGAAGGCUCAGAGCUUGCAUCGAAAUGCCUUAGGUGCAAUGAUUGGGGCUUGCUUGAUGCAUUGACUUGGCCUGUUUUUGUGAUUCAAUAUUUAUUAGUUAAUGGACACACAAAAGGACCUGAAUGGAAAGGGUUUUAUGAUGAGGCUUUUGCUUGCGAGUAUUAUUUAUUGCCUGUAAGUAGGAAGUUAAUGAUAUUGCAAAAACUAUGCGAUGAUGUUUUGGAUUCAGAGGAGCUAAAAGCUGAAAUGAACAUGCGGGAAGAAUCAGAGGUUGGGGUGGAUUAUGACGCAGAAGAUAUCAUUGCUGCAGAAAAUGGGCCUGGAAAAGUCCUACCAAGACAUGCCAAUACUGCUUGUGAGGAUAAAGGAGCCAUGAAGAUAGUUUUGGCAUCAAAUUUUGUGAACCAACAUGUUAACCCUAAUAAUUCCAAUUCCAGAAAUGCAGGAAACGUUGGUGAUGGCGAUGAUAGAAAUGGAGAUGAAUGUCGUCUUUGUGGUAUGGAUGGGACCUUGAUUUGUUGUGAUGGGUGCCCCUCUGCUUAUCACUCCAGGUGUAUUGGUGUUAUGAAAAUGCAUAUACCAGAAGGACCGUGGUAUUGUCCAGAAUGCAAGAUUAACAUGAUUGGGCCAACAGUUGCAAAGGGAACAUCACUUAGAGGUGCUGAAAUAUUUGGAAUGGAUUUGUACGGGCAGCUUUUCAUGAGUUCCUGCGACCACUUAUUGGUGCUCAAUGUCAACAAUGAUGAAUUCUGUCUUAAAUAUUACAACCAGAGUGACAUUCCUAAUGUUAUCCAAGUGCUUUGCGGAUCCUUGCAGCAUAGACCAAUAUACUAUGAUAUUUGCAUGGCAGUUAUGCAAUAUUGGAAUAUUUCUGAAAGAGUCUUGCCUCUUCCUCCUCCGUCAAGUGAAGAUGGUCAUAAGCCUGUUAGUUUGGUGAAUGGAGAGUACUCUCACACUUUGAGCUUGAUUUAUAGUGGCAAUGUAGUCCCUUCAUGUGAUACCUCAACAACUAACACUGUAAAUCAUGGUCCCGAAAGCAGUGGUAAUGAGCUGCCUACCACAAAUAUGAAGCUUCCUCAGGAAACUAGGAUGGUGUCACUAAUGUCAAAUGAUUAUGGGUCUGUUUCUGUUAGUAAUCAGUCUGAGUUGAACUAUCGAAGUUCUGUCAAUGGGUUAACUGUGCUGGCUUCUUCACGCUCUUUGAUAAACAGCCAAUAUAGUAAUAAUGCCCAUUCAAAUGAUAUUGUGCUGCCAGUGAAAUUUUCUCUGGAAACCAAAGAGAGCACCCGAGUUGGCUUUGGAAAGGUGGAACACAAAACAACUAACAAUGUUGGGUACAUGGGUUUGUCCUAUAAACCUUUGUCAUACAUUAAUAACUAUAUGCAUGGUGAUUUUGCUGCAUCAGCAGCUGCCAAAUUGGCCGUUCUAUCCUCAGAGGAAUCUAGGUCAGAGGGUCAUGUUUCUGACAGUCAGAAGAAAACGAUAGCUCAGAUCACAUAUUUGCAAGCAAAAGCAUUCUCACAAAUAGCUUCACGUUUCUUUUGGCCAGCUACUGAAAAGAAGCUAAUGGAGGUGCCAAGAGAGAGGUGUGGCUGGUGCUUUUCUUGUAAAGCCCCUGUUUCAAGCAAGAGAGGAUGCAUGUUAAAUCAUGCCCUUAUAAAUGCCACAAAAAGUGCGCUGAAAGUUCUUGCUGGUUUUCCUCCACUAAGGAGUGGAGAGGGAAUCCUUCCUAGUAUUGCAACAUACAUUUUAUACAUGGAGGAAUGUUUACAUGGUUUAAUAGUUGGGCCCUUUCUAAGUCCAAGUUAUAGAAAGCAAUGGCGAAUGCGGGUUGAACAGGCCACAACAUUUAGCUCUAUCAAACCACUCUUGCUUGAUCUUGAGGAAAAUAUUCGCAUGAUUACUUUCUGCGGGGAUUGGCAUAAGUUGAUGGAUGAUUGGUUGGUUGAAUUUUCUAUGAUUCAAAGGUCUGCAUCUGCUCUUGGAACAACACAGAAACGUGCACCAAGUGGGAGGCGUUACAAGAAACGCUCAGCUACUGAAGAACCUACAGCUGAUGGUUGCCAUGAAAGCUUUGAGUGGUGGCGGGGUGGGAAAUUCACCAAGUUUAUAUUCCAAAAAGCUGUUUUGCCAAGAUCCCUGGUCAGGAAAGCUGCACGCCAAGGUGGUUCGAGGAAAAUCUCUGGCAUUUUCUAUGCUGAUGGAUCUGAAAUCCCUAAAAGGACCAGACAGUUUGUGUGGAGAGUUGCAGUACAGAUGUGUAAGACUGCAUCACAGCUGGCACUUCAGGUCAGAUAUCUAGAUUUUUAUAUCAGAUGGAGUGAUCUAAUUCGUCCAGAGCAGAAUAUUCAGGAUGGUAAAGGUCAAGAAACUGACGCUUCUGCUUUCAGAAAUGCAAAUAUUUGUGAUAAAAAGCUUGUAGAGGGGAAAACUUGUUACGGAGUAGCAUUUGGGAGCCAAAAGCAUCUUUCUACUCGUUUAAUGAAAAAUGUUAUUGAAAUUGAGCAAGGUAUAGAAGGAAAAGAAAAGUAUUGGUUUUCCGAAACACGCAUUCCUUUAUAUUUGGUGAAAGAGUAUGAAGAAAGCAAUGGAAACGGACCAUCUGUUUGCGAGCACUUGAAUACUGCAUCACAACAAUUGCUCAGUCGGUGGUUGAAAGCAUCCCGCAAGGAUAUUUUUUUCUACCUUACCUGCAAGAGAGACAAUUUGGACAUGUUCUUGUGUUCUGUAUGUCAUACUGGUGUUCCAUUAAGGAAUGCGCUCAAGUGCAAUACUUGUCAAGGAUUUUGUCACGAGGGCUGUUCCCUAAGGUCAACAAUCUUCACAAAUAAGAAAGUUGAGUACUUGACCACGUGCAACCAAUGUUAUCAUGCCAAGUUCCUUGCUCAAAAGGAGACCAGUAAUGAAUCUCCAACCAGCCCCUUACUCUUACAAGGACGUGAAAACAACUCUCUUCCUAUCCUAAAGGGAUUAAAGUCUAAAUAUUCUGAUCUAGCACAGAAGUCUGCCAAGGCAAAGGAUAGCCGUCCAGAAGCAAAACAAGUUGCUUCAAUGACAGUUUUGAAGGAAGCAAAGACUUCCGCCAGGUCAAAGGAUAGUCAUCCAGACAGAAAACAACUUGCUUCUGGUUCCAGCUCGGCAACUGCAACCCGUCGUAGGAAUUGUUCUUGGGGUGUGAUAUGGAAGAAGAAAAAUAUUGAUGAUACAGGCGAUGAAUUUAGGCUCAAAAACAUACUUUUAAAGGGAGCUUCAGGAAUUCCUCAAGAGCCACCAAUUUGUCACUUGUGCCGUAAGAAAUACUGUUCCGAUCUGAUGUACAUUCACUGUGAAUCUUGCUCAAAUUGGUAUCAUGCUGAAGCUGUUGAACUCGAUGAGUCCAAAAUUUUUGAUGUACUGGGCUUCAAAUGUUGCAAGUGUCGUAGGAUAAAAUCACCUGAUUGUCCUUAUGCUGAUACUAAGCGCAAGACACAAGAGGGUAAGAGGACAAGGACUUCAAAGAAAGAGUAUUCUGGUCCAGAUUCUGAUUCUGGAACAUUUUCUGAUAUGAAAGAGUGUGAGCCUGCUACCCCCGUCUUCCCAGUAGAGGAUGAUCCUCUACUUUUCUCUCUUUCAAGUGUGGAGCUGGUUACAGAACCUAAGUUAGAGGAUGCUGAGUGGAGUACUCUCUCUGGCCCUGGGCCUCGGAAACUACCAGUGAGACGGCAUGUUAAACGUGAGGGGGACUGUGAUGGAUUUUACGUAGAGAAACCGUUGUAUGAUGAAACUUUGGCACAUAAUGAAGCGGGUGAUAUGUACAAACCCGAGCCUUUAGACUAUGACACUGUCGUGCCGAAUGAUAGCAAUCUGCUUAAUGAAGCGGAAGGUUCACAGUAUGAAUUUGCGGACUUUGAACCUCAUACCUACUUCUCUGUAACGGAACUGCUGCUCCCAGAUGAUAGUAGCCAGCUUGAGGGAGCUGAUGCACCUGGUGAAUUGUCAGGAUAUUUGGGGAAUUCUUGUACACAAGUUCCUGAAGAAUGCGGUGUAACUUUAGAUGACAAAUCAGAACCUGCCCUAUCCUUUGAAGACGCUGUUUAUAGUUGUUGGCAGUGCGGGCAAAUGGAACCAGCCCCUGAUCUGUGUUGUGAGAUUUGUGGGAUUUUUAUUCACAGUCAAUGCUCUCCUUGGGUUGAGUCACCAUCAAGGCUUGGAAAUUGGAGGUGUGGCAAUUGCCGGGAAUGGCAAUAGCUGAUUCACAUGUCAUUUUGUUGAAUUUGAAUUUGGGAAAUUCUCCCUCUGGAUUGAAGUGGGUUGAAGCUUCUGAUGCCUUAACAGUGAUAAAUCGUACAAGUCAGCUCAAAUGAAUAUUUGCACUUUCUUGGCAGUAUCUCCCCGUGGACGAGGUGAAUUGUUUGCGAAUCUUUCAAGGGCAAAUUUAUGCUGUGUGCUUUGUCUUGCCAUUAUUCUGUGCACUGUUCACCGAACUAUAACUGCCUGUGCAGUGCCCAGCGGACCCGGUGUACUCAAUCGACGAAAGGAUCUGGUGAGUUUGUCGUUAGUCUGCUUUGAUCCUAUAACGAGAUUUUUUAAUCAAAUCAGUCGGUCACUCGCAUGGGGGAUUGUUUUCCCAUUUUACGGUUCGUAGAUAAGCAUUGUUUUUGUGACGCUUAUCUGAUGGAAUUAUUUGUAUAGAUGAGAAUCCUCAAUUUUUUAUGGAGGUUGGUUAAAACUAUGAAGCUUCGAUCUAUUACGAAAGAAGCUUCUAUACUGCUUCCAUUCAUUUUCACUCGUAAUAGUGAAAGAAAGCACGUUAGGAUCCAAUGCUGGCCUGGCCUUAACUCUAUUGUGGUCUUA